UUGGCUGUCAAUCGGGUGACAUCACAAUGCCCGGGGGUGCCGGGUUCGGUUGAGUGGUCGCGACUGCUUGGUUGUUUCGCUGAGUCUCAGCUGCCGGCUCUCCUGCUUCUGCUGCUGCUCCCACCGCAAAAGUGAGCGUUCACCCAGAGGCUGAGCGGCUGCUGCGAUGCGCUGGAAACUCCGCUGUCUUUUCCUGGCAGUAGCAUGGCUCUUCGUGGCCGCCUUCCCAACGCGCAGCGCUGCUUGCCCGAGCCGGUGCCUUUGUUUCCGCACCACGGUGAGGUGCAUGCAUCUCACGCUGGAGCACAUACCUGCUGUCUCCCCGCAAACGACUAUCUUGGAUUUGCGAUUCAAUAAAAUCAAAGAUAUCCCAUCUGGAGCUUUCAGACGUUUGAAGCACCUCAAUACACUACUGUUAAACAACAACCAAAUUAGGAGAAUACCCAGGGGUGCAUUUGAAGAUCUGGAGAACUUAAAAUAUCUCUAUUUGUACAAGAAUGAAAUCCAAUCACUUGACAGGCAAGCAUUUAAGGGACUUGUCUCUCUAGAACAACUGUAUCUCCACUUCAAUCAAAUUGAAUCUUUAGAACCUGAGUCCUUCAGUGAUCUUCCAAAGCUUGAAAGGCUAUUUUUGCACAACAAUAGAUUGUCGCAGAUUUUACCAAGAACAUUCAGUCAGUUAGAAUCAUUGAAAAGACUGAGAUUGGACUCAAAUAGCCUGAAUUGUAACUGCGAUCUAAUGUGGUUGGCGGAGAUGUUGCAGCAAUAUGUGGAAUCUGGUAACACACAAGCAGCAGCGACCUGUGAGUAUCCCAAAAGGCUACAGGGAAGGUCCGUUGCCACAGUUACUCCAGAAGAAUUUAACUGUGAAAAGCCACGAAUAACGACACAGCCACAGGAUGCAGAUGUGACAUCUGGGAACACUGUGUACUUUACCUGCAGAGCUGAGGGUAAUCCAAAACCUGAAAUAAUAUGGCUGCGGAACAAUAAUGCUUUAGAUAUGAAAUACAACCCACGCUUAAACCUACUGGAUGAUGGCACUUUAAUGAUCCAGAAUACUCAGGAGGAUGACCAAGGAGUUUAUCAAUGCAUGGCCAAAAAUGUAGCAGGAGAAGUGAAAACUCCUGAAGUUAUUCUUCGGUACUUUGAGAUACCAGCUCGACCUGCCUUUGUAAUUCAACCACAAAAUACUGAAGUGUUGGUCGGUGAGAGUGUCACGUUGGAAUGCAGUGCAACUGGAAACCCACAGCCACGGAUCACCUGGAUGAGAAGUGAUGGGUCAUCCUUACCCCAUGAUCCUCGUUAUACCAUAACUUCCUCAGGAGGACUCUAUAUACAGAAUGUAGUCCAAGCAGACGGUGGGCAAUAUACAUGUCAUGCAAACAACAACCAGGACUCCAUUCAAGCAAAUGCAUUCAUUAUAAUUAAAGCUCCACCUCAGUUUACGAUCUUGCCACAAGAUCAAACCAUUAUUGAGGGACAUACCGUGGAUUUUCAUUGUGAGGCUGAGGGUAAUCCAGCUCCAACGCUAACAUGGACUAAAGGAGGCAGUCCGCUUCCUGGGGACAGGCGACAUAUAAUCCUGUCCACGGGGACACUAAGGAUUUCCAACGUUGCGCUUCAUGACGAAGGGCAGUACGAAUGUCAAGCUGAUAACAUUGUCGGUGCUCUCCGUGUUCCAGUCCAGCUGACUGUACAGCGCAGAGUAUCACUGGUCAUUACAAACACCCCAGCUGAUCUGACUGUUGCUGCUGGAUCAGACGUGCAGAUACCCUGUGGUUCUCAAGGGGAACCUGAGCCAACUGUAACAUGGAGUAAGGACGGAAUUCAGAUUACAGAGAGUGGAAAGUUCCACAUUAGCCCUGAAGGAUUCCUUUCAAUUCAUGAUGUUGGACCUGCAGAUCAGGGACGAUAUCAGUGUGUUGCCAGGAACAGCAUUGAUCAUUCUGCAGCUAGUAUGGUGCUGACUGUGGUUGUCCCAGAUAUUGUUCGAAGUGGAGACACUUUUGUCGAGUCCUCAAUCAAAGAAGCCAUUCAAAGUGUUGACAGUGCCAUCAAUUCCACUCGUAGAGAUUUAUUUGAAAGAAGGCCUCAAACCCCAAAUGAACUGCUUGCCUUGUUUCGAUAUCCACGACUUCCAAUUGUUUUUGAUCUUGCAAGAGCAGGGGAAAUUUUUGAACGAACUCUGCAGCUCAUUCAGGAACAUGUCAACAAUGGACUGAUGGUUGAUCUGAACGGAACAGGUCACUUAUAUGGUACACCAUUGAACAUAGAUCUGUUUCCUGCAUUACUGGUGGAGGACUUGAUACCUGGAACGAGAUUAGGACCAACACUUUUGUGCUUGUUGGUUACACAAUUUAAACGUCUGAGAGAUGGCGAUAGGUUCUGGUAUGAGAGUCCUUGGGUGUUCACUCCAGCCCAGCUGACUCAAAUCAAGCAGACUUCUUUUGCCCGUGUCCUUUGUGACAAUGGAGAUAACAUCACCAGGAUACAGCCUGAUGUGUUCAGAGUGGCAGAAUACCCUCAUGGUUAUCAGAGCUGUGAUGAUAUACCAAAAAUGGAUUUAAGGAUGUGGCAAGAUUGUUGUGAAGACUGCAGAACCAGAGGGCAAUUCAAUGCGCUGUCACACCACUUCCGUGGCAGACGUUCACCUGAAUACAGCUUCCGGGAUGAGUCACCUUUCAGGAAAUUGAAAAACCUGACGCAUUCCAGUUCUUUGACGAGUGUACUUCACAACGAAAAUGCAACUGUGACAUUACAAUCUGCCUCUGCAAAGGAUGAGGCUAGCUUGGAUGAUUUCCAGGACUUUGUGUCUGAAAUACAGAAAACUAUCAUUGGUCUUCAGAAUCAGAUUAAAAAACUUGAAGGGCAACUCCAUAAAUCUGGAUGCAUUGAUGGACAGGCAAGAGAACGUUCUGACAAAGAAGAGUGGAAGGAGGACUCAUGCACCACCUGCAAAUGCAAGGCAGGACAGCUUACUUGUUUUGUUGAAACAUGUCCACCAGUCAGAUGUACUGAUCCUGUGAAGAUGGAGGGAGCUUGCUGCUCAGUCUGUGCAGAACAAACCAGCAAGCAAAAUGAACGGUCCUAAAGCCUCACUGCAGGACUGGAGGAGAUGGACUGGCCUGGUAGUUAUACAGUGAAUUGUGAUGUCUGGACGUCAGUGUGCUUUCAAAAAACUACCCACGAGUAUUCAGUCAGAAUUGCAAAGAAAGCAUCAAUUUGAAGAAAUCCCAAGAAAUAUUCAAAGAAACUGCUCAAAUGCAUGCUUCACUGAUUUUAAAUCAACAACAUUUUAUAUGCACGUACCAUGUGUGUACUAGCAAUGAAAACCACAAUGCAAAAGCAUUGAAAGGGAAGUAGUGUGUUGUAUGACAGGGUGAUUUCAGUUUGUCUGUCAAUGUUUUUCCUGGUGAGAAGCUUCUCAGGUUAGAAAUGCCAAAAUGAAAAUUGGUGCUACAUGUAAUUUCUUGUAUAAAACGCUAUAGUGAAUAAGGAGGAGAUAACGUACCGUAACGUUUCCAAACUACUUUAUUUGUUUAAAGGCAAAAACUAUCUCAAGAACUUCUCUAGCUCAUCGUAUAUAUGUUUUAUGUGCAGGUUUUUGUUUUGAAUGGGUGUGAGACAAUGUUUUGGAGGAGAGAAAGAAACAUUAAAGCAGUGGUUUUACAUAUUUCAUUAUGUUCUCGAGCCCCAGGUAUUUUGCGUGCUUAAAGUCUAAAGGCCCAGAUCUUCUGGUAUCCAAACAGUUAGCGAUCGGACGUACCCUGAAAUCUAUAGACUGAUAUUAUGACCACCCCCGACGCCUGCCGCAUUUGGCCCUGACCAUUCGACUCACCUCACCCUUCCAAAUCACCCUCAACUCAUCCUCUGACUGCCUCGCUGACCCUGAAACUACACCCCACCCCCACCCCGACCAUCCCGCUUCCCACUCCCCAACACUCUGACUGUGUGGGUAAUCGUUUGUCUGGUCAGUGUCAGAUAAAGGGGUUCUAACACUGGCUGGAAGAAUUUGGGCCAAAGUAAUUUCACUCUCCCAGGUGUUGAGACAUGUAUGUAGGCUCAUCCUUUAGUUACUAAUGUGAAGUUGUUACUCAUACUUGUUUGGACGUUUGAUAAAUAGAUGCCUACUAAUUUUGCAGAUUGGUGUACAUACUACAUUGAAAAAUUGCCCAUGCUGUUUCACUAACUGGCGCUAUAUAUCAGCGUUUUUAUACAAUGAGUGCAAAUCAUUUGUCAAUCUAUCAGAGCAUUUAAAAGAUAUCUGAUUUUUUUGAUUAUCUUUGUGGCCUGGCUACUGAAUUUUCAACUCGAACCAUUACACCUUAUUGGAUUUAUGGCAUUUUGCACUUCUGAAUUUUUUUUCUUGAAUUACUGUUUUUAUAUACUAGCGGACGUUUUUACAUUGUAGUAAUUUGUUAUUUUAAACAAACAUAAGAAAUGGUGGGGGUGGGGAGGGAGGGAGAUCCGCAAGAGGGGUUUCUUGCUCCCUAAUUAUCCAUUGAAACGCUAUACUAACCAGUGAAACAGUAUUAAACGUCAUUUAACAUUUCUAACCAUUGGUUCUUUAAUGUUGGGAAGAUUUUUUUAUUUAUUUACUCAGAUGUUAAUUGGUCACUUUUAACCAUCAAUGAAGGACAUCGAAUAGCUUUUUUUAUCGAAAAAUCAUACCUCAACCUUUCAUUUAUGGUGCUAUUUGAUUUUAAGGCUACAUUCCCAUGUUACUUCUUAAAAAAAAAACAUUUUUUACAUGCUGACCUCUUUACAAAUCCAUGUUUUUUAACUUCCACAAAAGAUUUGGGGUAAAAAAUAUCAGUGCAUCACAACAGGAACAAGACCCCUCAUGUUUUUUAAAUUUAUUUUUAAGUACAUUCUUGCAAAAAUGAUGAGAUGCCAACUAUUUACAAAAGGAGUUGGACUUUGAAAUAUUCAACCUAAUAAUACUGACCGUCUUAUUUUCAGGGGUUCUAGGAUAUAAAGGAGCCAGUUUGUUUAUUGAAAUUUAUUUAAGUAUCUGCUCUGCUUAUUUUUUACAUAACGUCAUCUAGGUUUCAUUCUUUGUUUGCAUGUCCUUUUUAUUUUUGUCUUGAGCAUGCGAGCAGCAGGCAAAGGUACAUUGAACCACAGGGCCUCCGUCUGUGUUGAGUGAUUCUCUGCAGGUUCUGACACCAGUGAGUGGGUUGUUCUGCCAGAACAAUAUGAGGCAAUUCCACUGCUUUGCUUCGCAUUUUUUCUCUCUCCUAACAGCAGUGCUGGUGUAGUUUUUCAUACUGACCGUUGUCGUCUUUGGAUUUGUACACAUUGUUCUGAGACCAAGUGUCUUAAUAGCCAUAUUGCUUUAAUAAGACAGAAGAGGAACAUAGCGUAAAACAAUAAAUUUACCAAAGAAAUGUUUGCACUGUGUAAUGCAUUUGUAUGAACCAAAUUAAACGGACCACAUUAUCUGAAA
Molecule: messenger RNA, 5449 nt
Organism: Rhincodon typus (whale shark)
Lineage: Eukaryota; Metazoa; Chordata; Chondrichthyes; Orectolobiformes; Rhincodontidae
Product: peroxidasin homolog
Exons: 22
Coding region: 167-3091 (974 amino acids)
Biological process (GO): dendrite self-avoidance; axon guidance; response to oxidative stress
Cellular component (GO): axon; plasma membrane
Molecular function (GO): peroxidase activity; heme binding; cell-cell adhesion mediator activity
Source: RefSeq, a predicted model, not a curated record